Messenger RNA from Trematomus bernacchii (emerald rockcod), 1158 nucleotides. RefSeq lists its product as uncharacterized. The record is from RefSeq and is a predicted model, not a curated record. Bases 145 to 795 code for a protein of 216 amino acids. The transcript has 9 exons. NCBI's taxonomy places the organism in Eukaryota, Metazoa, Chordata, Actinopteri, Perciformes, Nototheniidae.
UCUCAGUGUUUGUUCAGCCUGUCAAUGAUCAACGGAGCAGAAACACUUCUCAGUUUGAAGCUGAGCUCACAGCUGCUGCCACACAGGCGUCCAUCAGGAUGAUUCAGAUCUGCUUCACCGUCUCUGAGACAAACUGAAAGGAUAAUGGCGCCUGUGGGGUCAGAGGUCGAUGUCUUGCUGUCUUCAGGCGUCUUCUUCUUCCUCCUCCUCGUCUUCCUCUCCAUCUUCCUCACGGCUCUCUGCAGCGAGUGCAACAGACGUUCCUUUGAGCUGCGAGACCCGGCGGCGAACAAAGACCCGUCGUCCCUCAUCAGAGUGGUGAAGCUGGAGGACGCGAUGGUGGCGAGAGAAAACCCGAUGAUCGCAGAGAUCCAGAACGAUGAGAAAGACUCAGUGUCCUUCACUCCCUGGAGGAGCCACUUGGCGGCGCCACAGCACCACCCAGAUGCACGGACCAAUGGCAGCGCUGCAGUGAUGAAGACAGAAACUGCUGAAGAGGUAAAGACUGAAGACGAUCAUUCAGCCUCGUUCACUCCAUGGAGAAGCCAUCUGAACACAGAUGUGCAAACCCCUGAAACCCCAGACCACAUCUGCAUCACUAACGGAGGAAGAGGAGGAGGAAGAGUAGAUGAUGAAGAGAUGGAAAACAGAAACUCAGUUUAUGCACGAGUCAGCAAGAAGGUGAGGCCGAAUCCUGAGGGGCAGCAGGAAGUGGAACAGGAAGUGGAACAGGAAGUGGAACAGGAAGUGCCUUCACCUCCGCUGCCCGACAGGAAGUCAGAUCUGGAGGACUGAAGGACACAAAGGAUUAGAGACUAAAGAUGAAGGAACGAGGAUGAAAGACUUCCAAAGGGUUUAAAACACGGAAUGAUCAAAAUCAGAAAUAUAUCCAUACUCCAAAAACACUGGAGACUACAUUUCCCAUGAUGCACCUGAACAGAGUCUGGUAAACUAGGAAAACUAAGAAAAUAUUUUUCACUGAUUUUAAUGUAAAAUCACAGAUUGAAGGUUUUUAAAUAGUUUUUAUAUUCUGUGUAAUACUGCUAUGUUUUUCUGCUGCUGAAUUCUUUACCUCGAUCUGUUUGUAUAAAUAUAAAAUCAUGGCUGAAUAAAAAUGAUCGUCUCUGACAUUAUGUUCAAUAAAGGUUAUCAAAACUU